GCUUCAGAUCUGUAUACUGACGGAAGGCGGAACCAAGUUGUCCAUAGUAUAUAUACAGUCUAUGAAGCAACCUGCUGUUAUCUUGCAGAGAACCAUAACCUAGGACUUGGAAGUGUAGAUGCUCAUCCUAUCUUCUUUGCACUCAUCUCUAAAAUGCCCUAAUGACAUUGUGAAACCCCCAAACCAGAGACCCUUAUCCCGUCAGCUCAAAAGUCAUGCAAAGGGUGAAGAGUUUGUCCACUGUGUCAGGACAAAAUCUGAUGUUUCUCUUGAGGUUCACCAACCAGCUGGAGAAAAAAGCUUUCUCAGGGGGCUUGGUGGUGUGAUAUCUGAUAGUUGGAGCUAGCCUGGCCGGGCCAUCCUGUUGCGUGAAUCACUUGAUGUUCCUUUCCACCACAGUCUGGACUUCGGCCCAUAGGGAACGUGUAUUCCCAAUCAGAAAAUAAACUGGCCAAUCAGAGACCGUGUUUCCACUGUUACCCGGACAACAGGGAAAGGCAGCCCCUGAUUGGUCCAUGUGUAGUGGCGAUGUCUAACACAUGCUGCGGGACUUUUCAAAGCCCUGUUCAUUCAGAACAGGGCUGGCAGCAGCCGUUAAUUCUGCAGUUGACUCUGCAAAAUCGGCAGAAAUCGUUUAUAUCCGACGUCUUCUGCGGAUCUAAACUAUUUCUGCUGACUUUGCAGAGUCAAAGGGAGGGGGAUUCCCAUUUCCCUCUAACAUCCAUGAUCAUUGCGACAAAAUGUAGUAUUUUCACCUAAAAAAUCCAAAACUACAAAUGGGAAGGAAGGUGGGUGUACUUACAAAGCAUAUAUCCAUCAUCUUUUACUCCGUUUUCUAACUGUUAUUGUAUUAGUUUAAGUUUCUCUUGUACAAAUAAUCAAUGUUCAACAGCCUCCUUUCAUUGAACAACAUGGCCAUAAACAAUUAAAGUCAUAGCCGCAGGGAUUUUCUCCAUCAUCUAGACUCCUGUACACAAACCUGAACCUAAAAUGACGCCUGAAAUUACUUACACCAAUUUUCAGAUUGACAUUCAUGGAGCUAACCCAAAUUCAUGAUCUUAUAAUCCAACUGUUGUCUGUAGUCUGCUGAAAAAAAAAGAAAAAAGAAAGAGUGACACAUGGCCUGGAUGACAAUCACGUCAGUGCUGAGGAGCUUUCUGAUUGGCUUGUUCAGAUAGACAGCGCGCUUUGACAGACGUAUUGUGGUGCAGCCUCUAGUGUGUUGCUAAAUACAGACACAGAGGAAAAGAAAAACAAACACUUUACAGACACAUUAUUCAUCGCCUUUAGAUGGGCGUGGAAAGGCGAGACGGGUGUUGCCUGCUGUCUGUUUGGACUAAACGAAUGAGUGAAUUUUUAUCUUUAAUCCUAAAUAAAGAGGAAUGACAUCUCAGCAAAAAAUGGUUUAAACUCACAGACAGUUUUUUUUUUUUUUUUUACAUAAUAAAUAAAACUCUAAAACAGUGACCUCAUCUCUAUUGCCGACUUCAAUUCAAGGUAUAAUUUUCUACAGCAUCCAUAAAUGUUCUUUUAAUCAUCAUCGAGAGAAUACAUUGAAUAAAAUACAAUUUACAUUAAGAAAAUAGAUUUAAAGUUUACCAGAAUGAAAUCCUGCAAAUAUCAGGGAGCAUCAAUGUGGAUGUGUGUGAAAAAAAUUCUGACUGAAGCCUCAGGAGGAGCUUCAACUCACAUGAGAAAGGCACAGCCUCUCUAAACCGUUGACCUUACAAAUGAGGCGUGCUGCAUCAUUGUACGAAUUGGUGUUUCUGGGCGGUGCAAAGUGGAGUAGAGCACAUCAGAGUGCAGGAUAUCUGAGCAGAGCAGAGCACAGAGAGGCAGGCACAUCCGCCGCUGCUGCUGCUGCAGGGAUCAAAUCUGUACCAUCUGACGCUCAAGGAUUUAUGGGUUUAGUCAAAAUUGCUUUUCCCACUGUGGAGAUUAAGCACCGUAGGAUGUUUUCUACUCGGGCCGUAGAAUAGUGAGGCUGCUGUUGCUGCUACUGUUGCUGCUGCUGCCACCGCUGCUGCUGCUGUUUCUUCUCUCUUAUCGGCUCCGGAGCUGGAGAGGGGGAUGUCACAGGACGGCAGAGUGAUCCAAACCCUGCAGGGGAGACGAUUCUGACUGACAGGAGAGAUCCGUUCUCUGGGGAAUGUGAACCAUGCAGGUGGAUACUGUACUUGUGCUCUUCUGCAUUUGGCUUGUUGGUGCAGCGGGGAAGAUGGUCCAGCCGAGGGGUCACAAGCUGGAGACCUACAAACAGAGCAGGUACUGCCCAAGGAAUCACUGAUAUACCAAAGAAAAACCCCAGAUUGUAUGCUUUUAUUUUUUAAAUGGAAUAUAAGGUUGUUGUUUUUUUAACUGCUCUUUAUGUCUGAACCUCUUUUGUAUUUAUUUUCUUUUAAGAGAUGCAGUAUUUUAAUGUUUACAUGAUGUUGUCUGGUGUUUCCUGAGUCACCUGUGCUGCCCCCUCCCUCUCUGAAAAAAAGACUUUUUCAGAUGGCAGAUUGGAGAGAGAGAGAGAGAAAGAGAAAGAGAGAGAGGGAGGGAGAGAGGGAGACCUAAAUCCCUACAUCUAUUUAUGUACUACUAGUGAAAGCUGUGUUCUCUUGCCCCACAACUGCCUCAGGCCAGUUAAUGACUGUUUGCCCCACCGCCAGCAGUUGUAGUCAAUGUCAUUUUCAGGUGACUAUUUGGGCUAAUUGCUCCGUCGUCAAUGCACCCUUUGGAUUAAGUGUUUCAGGGAGGACUGAACCAGAUUUGGGAAGAGUUACAGCGUCCAAAAUUUCCCCCAAGAAUUGAUUCAACAAAAAGAGACUUUAGAGGUGAAUUAAAAAAGGACUUCUUUUGUUGGUUUAGUAGGAUAUAUGUUUUUAUAACAAUUAAUACGACAUUACUUUUAAAUUAAACAAAGAACUAGGCACCAAUUUCAUAAAAGCUAGGGAAUAGAGACUUCUUGGAUAAAUACUGCCAGUUAUGUUCAACAGAUGCAACAACACCUGGAGGCUAUUUCACUUCAGAGCAUUUAGAAAAACAGCCAGUGGAUUAUUAGUGCAGAUUAUUCCAUUUAUUUUUAAACCUUUGCCGAGGGCUAAAAGUAUCAAGUCACAAAUGUUGCAUACUAAUAACAGUCUGAUACCAAGAGGAUUUCUUUAUACUAUUAACACAAAUACAAAUGAAUACAGAUAGGGAUGACAUUAAUUUACUGUGUGAAAAGUUAUACAUGAACAUCCCUAAAAUGGCAGAACUGUGCCUAUACAGUCCAGUGUUAUAACGUAAUCCUUGAGGUUUAUUAGAAAACCAAAUGUGAUCAUUAUUCCAGCCACUGAGUCACGAUGAGUAAACCAAAGACUGAAAGAAUGAACGUCUCUGUGCUGCAAAAUGAUCCAAAUUCGUUUAGAUAUGAGAGUAGGAUUAAUUCUAGUUCUUUAAUUAAAUUAAUAACCCCUAAUGGCUUUGAACGUCUAUCGAAAGCAAUAUGAGCUCAGUGAAUAGAGAUAAGGCUGCAACUUAUAAUGCCCUUCAUUAUUGAUCACUGUGAGGAUUAUUUCUCAAUUAAUCUCUUUAUUGCGUGCUUGAUAAAUGUCUAGCACAUCACAUUUCAUGGGCCUUGUUCGAAAUCAUUAUAUGCUCCUCUUUUCCACCAAGCAGUUAAUGUAAAAGAUUUCCAGUCCAGAUUUAUUCAUAUAAAAAAAAUCUACAAAUGCUACACAAAGUGCUACACCAUCAAACACGAAAACUGAAAUGAACACAGUUAAAAUCAAAAUAGUAAAAAGGUUGUCAUAGAUAAAGCAGCAGUCCUGACACUUUGGGCAUUUUAGCCCUUUAGAAAUCCUGAUUUUACUCAUCUUUCCUGGAAACCUGCAUCUUUAUAACUCUAUGAAUCCACUCAUUGACUGACUGAAAUAUCUAUUCAGCUCCAUGAGCAGAGCUGCAAUGUGCCAGUCAACAACAACAUAACAUUUUAGCUAUAAAUUUCCUAUGAAUACAGAGUGUAGACUGUACUGUUUUCUAGCUUUUAUGUCAGCAGAUGCUGUAUUGAACUUAUCAGCACCGAGUACAAGAAUACCCCGAGGCACUAUAGUCUGAAACUGUCUUUACACAAAUCUCUGGAGGAGAUGCAAACCAAGUUCAGUGCCAUACUUCACACACAGCUAUCAGCGUUGAAUGAUUUGCAUCCACUUAAUAUAUUCAACAAACCCUGUCAAAUGAUAAUCCUUCUGCAGCACCACCGUUUAUGUUGUAACUGUCGUUAUUUAUAGAUCAGACGUCAAGCAGCAAUCCGGUCACUAUUAAGAUUCUGAUCCAUCUUAGUCAAAUGAGUGUGUUUGACAUUACUCUACCUAUUGGUUCUCAUAUAUGAAAAAACAUCCGAUUGCAUGUCAAGCAGCAGUGAUCUUAUUGAAAGGCCAUUUGUGCUAAAUCUAAACAAUCCUCCAUGAAAUUGCUCCCGUUUUAAGUGAUCCUCUCAGCCCUAAGGUUAUUAAGAUGAUCAUUACGUAUAAGAGGAGCACGGUCGUAAUCAUCUGUGGAAAAUCUUCAAAAGAAAGAGAGCACAAGUGGCUCAAAGCCGCUCUGUAAUCUCCAAACACCAGCUUCCCCCUUGUUAUCAAAUCUGUGCUUCACUGUUCUUUUACACAAACUAGUUAAAAGUCUGCUCACAGCUCUCUCUCUUCUCUGCCGACACACACAGCCGGAGAAUACAAAUCAAAUGUAAAUCUCUCAUUCCUCUUUUUGGUAGGUGGGGAGGGAUCUGAGUGUACUUAUGCGGGAGUCAAACUCUGCCUCUCUUCGUUCCUCACCGCACCGCUCCUCCUCUCAUGAGUGUGAAAUUGCUGAAGCGGCUGGAGGCUGCUGGUGUGGGUUGUGGGAGUUUUUCCACCAGCCGACUUUACUCAGAUUUUUCUUUUACUCGCCGCCUUGAGGAGGAUGAACGAGGAAAGAGGGAUUUGUGUAGGACAGCACGGUCCCACACACGGAAACAUCAGAGGGGAAAACCCUAAUGAGUUUUAGAGGAUGAUUUUUGUUUUUUUGUUCUAGCUGGAGAAUUUUUGGGUUAGAAAAACAUAUUUAACGCUUCAAAUAAAUCAUGCUAUUUUUUCCCAGAGAUCCCUUCCUUAAGUUUUCUUUCACACUUCAACAUCUCAAAAAAAUAAAAAAGACAUAUCUGAAUUCAGUGCAACUUACAGCAGUGCCAUAGCAGCAUAUUACUGUUCAAAGGCAUAAUCCGGUUGUUGACUUUAAAUUUGCAGUUUCUUUUUCCAGUUUGUCCUCUUUUGAAGACAGUCUUAUAGUUGCUCUGGAAAAACAGCUUUUUGCAACACAUUUUCAUGAUAACAGUAGGGCUACUUGUGGAUUCUGCGUAAGGUUGCACUAUCUGCAGGUGCUUGUCUAGACUGGAUGUUGGUAGUGAAAGUGUUAGUGGUUGGGUUAGUGUCACUAGUUCACAUUUCUGCAGGCUUGUCUAACCACAUAUGAGAAAAUAAUCUGAGUGGAAAUGAAAUGAUAGCUGAUAAAUCCUGAGACUAGCUGCUGCUGAUGUUAUUGUGAUUUGAGAAGGUCAAAGUAGAGAGAAAGUAGAAAGAGAGAGGAAGCCAGUUGAGGACGGAGGUCAGGGUUGCUGGAUGUGUCAGUUCUGUCACUGAGGAGACUAAUGUUGACUUAUUUACUCAUCAUAGGGUGACGCCCCUUAAAUUGCAUUUUCUAAGUGAUGUAACCAAAGCCCUUAAACGAGUUCCUGACACAUUCAACAUUAUUUGAGGACAUUGAAGACUUCGAAUGAUAGAAAUUCAUCAAAGAACAUAUCUGGAAAAAAAAGAAACUGACAACUACAAAAACAGAAAAACAGUGAAGCUAAGCUAGCUGGUGAUAGUCAUGGCUAACUUUGAUCAAGGCUACUUUUGCUGACUUUUAUAGAGGUAAUAGUCUCUAAAAUAUCUGCCUUAUUUCAGCUUGACUGGCUAUUAGUCGGCUAGUCUAUCACAUGAACUUUAAGCAAACUGUAAGAAGAAGCUGAAGUUCAGAGCGAAAAUUAUAGUAAUAUAUCAUAUUUUAAAGUGCUAAAUAGUGAUUUUUGUGAUUCUCAGAAAAAAUAAACCCAAACUCUUACGACUGCUCUUAGCUGCCUGGUACAGCCAAUGAUUUUGUGCUGAUAUAACUGUGAGAAUAGAUAAACUGAAGACGUCAUGUUACUUAUCUAUUGUAUGGUACAUCAUGUGAGCUUUGAACCCUUUUUUUCAGUUUCCCCUGAUUUGAAAUGGCCUCAGUGUGUCAGGAAUAGCCUCAGUCUGUAAAACUGUGUCCCUUUAACCCUGACCCCAACCCUACAGGGAUAAAUGCACACAGGUCCUUGGCUGCAGAGCAGCAGUAGCAGUGUUGGGCCACACAGAGCAUAGCAGUGUGCAGACAGUCGAUGGUCUGCUGUGAGUUGUAGGCAGGCAGAGAGAGGGAUUGGAGAGGCCUUGCUGCCAAGAGGAUUAGGAACCAGCUGCUGGAUGGAUGCAGACGAGUAGCACACAUUGAGCCCUGCAAAAAGCUGCAGCAACAUAAUAAAAACCCCUCUCUGACUGUUUCAUUUUGCUCUUGUCGUGUUUUUUUUGUGCUGUCCCUCCACCUCUCCCCUCCCUUUUUCUCUUCCUCUGUAGUGUUUUCUUAAUGCAUGUCUGUGGUGGUUGCAGGGAUUUGGCCCUGUCUGUCACAGCAUGCUCUACUCUAAUAAUCCAUUUUAGGGCUGUUUGAAUUCUUUUUUCCUCUGCCUGACACUCUCUGCUUUUGGCCUGAAAAUGCAGCUUUAGUCUAGCACAGCUCUCUUAAAAUGUGAGUAAAUUGUAAAGCUGGCCUUCUCUAAAGAGGAUCUGAUGAGGAAAUGUUCUCUUGUCCUUUUUAUGCGAUUCAAAGAUCAGAAGUGUGUGAUGUAAGAGGAUGUGCGACAUCGACUUACAAAGUGAACAUAAUACAAAUUAUUGUUCCGACUCUAAACACAUGUACUCUAGAUUAAGACCAAAAAUGAAGUCAUCUUUUGUUUUGGAUAUAAAAGAUUUCCUCUGUAUUUGUUUGUCUGCAGAUCAUUUCAUAAUAGGCCUUUUUAUUUCAUAAACAGGGAGUGAUAAACUGUUUUUUUAAGCUGUUACAGUCAUUAUAACUUCUUCCAGACAGAGCUGACAUCUUCUAUUGUCUCAUUUUGACAGUUAAAAACUCCCAAACCCUUUUUUGUCACAGUUUACAGUCACGGAUGACAAAGAAAAGCGAUAAAUCCUUUCCUCUCAGAAACUGGAAGCAGAGAAUGAUUCCCUUUUCUCUCUGAGGAAGAUUACUGGAUAAUCAAAGUCCUAGCAGGAUAGUCUUCUGUGGAUAAACUGAUCAAGCUAACUCCUACUUGUUGAAGCUCUGCGAGUUCAGUCAGUGGCUUAAAAUAGAAACCUUGUAAAAGAUAGAGGGGAGGUUAAAGAGAGGAUGGUUAUAUAGUCUUAGAUAUCUUGAUUCUCUGAUACUUUAUCAAGCUGCUGGCAUAUCUUUCUCACACAGGCUGCGAAGAGACACCAACAUGGACGGGGGUGGAGGUCACAAACCUGGAGGGUGAGUUUUAAAAAUCUUUAGAAGUUAAUGAAAAAUCAAUAAAUAUUGUUUUUUUUUCUUUUGCUAAUUACUUUCAAAACGAGGAAGAAUCACUAUUUUAUUUCAUUUUUAUCUCUCUCUCACAGCCCAAUUUUCAAGCGCAGCCCAGAUAUGACAAAAUCUCCAAUGACCAAGUCUGAACAACUCCUGAGAAUAGAUGACCAUGAUUUCACCAUGAGGCCGGCAUUUGGAGGUCAGAAAGCUGUUUUGUUUACUUCUUCCUUUGUUUGUUUAGCUCAGAAAUUCCUCUGCACGUGAUCGCAGCUCAGUGAGGACGCUGCAGAGACUGUAUGGGCGCAGCUGGAUGAGAUCCGUGCGGCGGACAUCGCUCCAAGCCUGUGUGCAUUAAGCUCUUGGAGAACUUAAUGACACCAUCCAUGCAAGCUGUGCUGGAAUUUCCGAUUGCAGCAGCUCAGUUCUUUACAUCACAAGAGUGUAAAUACAUGCCCUUAGAUCAGUGUAUAUUACGGGGAUUUCAUGUCAGCUUUUUUUGGCUGUAGGAUUAAGCUGAGAUAAAGUCACACAGGCAUUUGUUUGCACAAGACAAUAAUGGAAAAUGAUUCUUAAUCUUCUUGUCUUUAAUGGCAAAUAGCUACAAACAGAAAAAAAAAGAUCCUCCAUAAGGGAAUUCUUUUUUCAGAGAACCGCGUGCUGAUAUAUUACAGCACAACUGCGAGUAAUCACACGACAAUUCGUUUCUGAAAAUAAACCAUGUGACCCUCACAGCAUCCUUUCACUGCAUCUGAUUCCCAACAUCAAGUGCUUCUCAGCUGCGAGAGAGUUGGAUGUUAUCCAACGCCACAUCAACUUUGAUCUGUUAUUGUGACCCAAUUGUGUUGGUGUACUAUUGGAGGAUGAUGAUGCCGAAUAUAAAAGGCGGAAAUAGGUCAAAAGUAGAAUGCCAGCCUGUACGGCAGAUUCGUGGCGCCGACGUUUGCGCUGUGUCUGUGUGAUUCAUCAUUCCUUUUUAGAAAAACAAUCACCAAAAAAAGAAAUGUACCAAAAAUCCCUGCAAAGGUCAUGUUGACUGUCACAGCUAAAAUCCCCCUAAGCAGCACAUUUAACAAGCUUUCGUGAUGAAAAAUAACACUUCUGUUUCUCAAAUGCUUUGCUGAUUCAGGUCCUCCAAUUCCUGUUGGUGUGGAUGUCCAGGUUGAAAGUCUGGACACCAUCUCUGAGGUGGAUAUGGUGAGUAUGAUGAAGUUGAUUUUUGGUUUGUAUGCUAUUUUGCAGGUUGCAAGAUUAAAUAUUAGUGGUUGACAAUGAAGUGCAUUAACCCAAGUAAGAUUUUACAAAUGUACCUAACCCUAACCCUUUUUUUGCGCCGUCCAACAGGACUUUACCAUGACACUAUACCUGCGCCACUACUGGAAGGAUGAGCGGCUGUCGUUCCCGAGCACCAACAAUCAGAGCAUGACCUUUGACAGUCGGCUGGUGAAGAAGAUUUGGGUUCCCGACAUGUUCUUCGUCCACUCUAAACGCUCUUUUAUCCACGACACCACAACUGAUAAUGUCAUGCUGAGGGUUUACCCUGAUGGCAACGUUCUCUACAGCCUCAGGUAGACACAUCGGUGUGGGACUGUCUGGUAUGAACUUGAAAAAGUAGGAAAAACCUGAUUUUCAUUGUCGGUUUAUUUCUGUUUUUCCCAGAGUCACUGUCACUGCCAUGUGCAACAUGGACCUCAGCCGCUUCCCUUUGGACACCCAAACCUGCUCGCUGGAGAUUGAGAGCUGUAAGUAAACUGAUCACAAAAAUCUGAAGAAAUCCAGCAACACAGUGACUUUUUCCCACCAUGAACACACUGAUCCAUCCACAUUAUGCUUGGUUUAAAUAACUUCAUAGCCAGGAAACACAUUGCCAUGAACUUUCAUAUCUAAGCACCAUGAUCAAGCCUAAGCUUGUGCGUGACAACCUUUUGACCCUCACGCACUUCUCAUUUUUGCUAAAAUGUCAAGUUUGCUGAGCAGAAUCUCAAAUAUAUCUCGCCUCCAGUGUUUGGGUGCAUCUAUGUUUGGCUCCUCAUAUAUAGCAAAGCUCAAAGACAUAUUCAGAGGGUGCAAUUGACACAGCAAGACAGAAGGGAUUGUGUUUUGGGCUUUAGCUCUGUGGGCUUUUAUUUUUUUCCACAGUAACAUUCCACAUUCUCCCUCUGUCCUGAUUUGGCGUCAAAACAAAGCUACUUCACUCUGCGUCUUUUCCCUGCAGAUGCAUACACAGAUGACGACCUGAUGUUGUACUGGAAGAAAGGUAAUGAAUCCCUCAACACCGACGACAGAAUAUCUCUGUCCCAGUUCCUCAUCCAGAAAUUUCACACCACCACCAAGCUGGCUUUCUACAGCAGCACAGGUACUGUAAUCCACAACACAGGCACUUUUUAAUGCAAGCAGCAAACUAAACUGAUUAUGCAAAUUGGCUUGACUGGUGCAUCAUGCAUGUAAUAACUACAUCACAAUUGAGUUUCAACUUCAAUGCGUCUCAUUUUACUCGGUAAGCCUUUUCCAACUCAAGUAUUAAGUGUUACUUACAUGUUAUCAUGUUUCCACUGAAAGUGACACUGUUAGAAGUGCAUAAAUAUUGAAUCCUUAAAGUGAGACGAAAAGAGUCCAAUUAUUAUCACCUACUUGUCCAAAGCAGAGGCUGUAAAGCCAGUGUAAAAGCCCGGUGGUCCUCUGCAAGUCACUUCGGCUCAACAUGAACCACCAUACAGAUUCUGGUGUAUCUUUUCUCACCACAAUAGCAGCGAACCUCUGCCUGGAGUCUUUGUUAGCUUUAUCAGCAGCUUACAUGUCCAUGUAACAUCAAUGUUCUUUGACUUUCCAGGCUGGUACAACCGCUUGUAUAUCCACUUCACCCUGCGGCGCCACAUCUUCUUCUUCCUGCUGCAGACUUACUUCCCCGCCACUCUGAUGGUCAUGCUGUCGUGGGUGUCCUUCUGGAUAGACCGCAGAGCCGUCCCUGCCAGGGUGCCGCUAGGUAGAUAACAAAACAAAAAGAGGAUUUUGAGACAGACGCAAAGUAAGAAAUGUAUGAAUGCCCCUAGAUAACGUGGGGAAUCAGGCCAGCAUAGUAGAGUGGUUUGCAACAUAGCAGUGACCACAAAUUUAAGAGAUUUAUUAGAUGUCUUUUGGAGAGUUGGAUGAGAAGUGGUUGUCAGUGGUAAAAAUGGAACAGAGAAAAGAAGCUUUAGAGAGGCUGGUUGGCUUAUCUUAGCAUUAGAGAAAUACCAGGAGGAAAAGAGCUGUCAGUGUAAGAUAUAACAAAGAAAAUAAUGCUCAGAAACAGAUUUCAAGAAGUGAGCUUUCGCUGUUAGCUUGCAUUGCUUCCAUUUAUAAGCCUCUUGUCAUAACGUUAGCGAGCCUUCAGUUGUGUUACCUUGAAAUGUGUCUGUGUUUCAGGUUAAAUCUCUCCAUAAAUUCAUUCUUUGAUUUACGUUUCAUGCUCUGUGUGGAUCAAACAAGAUGUGACGCCUGAACUAAUGAGCGUCAGAGAUGCUAACAGGCUGAUGCACCUAAACUCAGACAGAACCUGCCUGCUGUGUCUCCUCUCUGGUAAAUAGAGUCUCUGUGUGACUAAACUGUUUGCGUGCUUUACUCCAGGCAUCACCACAGUGCUUACCAUGUCGACAAUCAUCACCGGGGUCAAUGCCUCUAUGCCGCGCGUCUCCUACAUCAAGGCGGUAGACAUCUACCUCUGGGUCAGUUUUGUAUUUGUCUUCCUGUCUGUGAUAGAGUACGCGGCAGUCAACUACCUCUCCACGGUGCAGGAGAGGAAAGAGAGGAAACUGAGGGAGAGAGUAAGUGUGAAUUCAUGGGAUUUUUGAUUAUUUACCUGCAACGUAUAAUGUGUCAUAUAUGUGGCUUACUUCACCAAACCAAACCAAUGCAAUGAUCAAUGUUCGAAUGUGAGUGAGCACAGACUUUAUAUCUUUGGUGAAACUACUUUUGGUUGGACUUUUUCAAGAUAAGGUUGAAGUUUUAUCCCUGUUUACACCAAGGGUGUAUGAUGGAAGUUUGAUCUUUAGAUUUCGCUCCUUUUUCAGUUUUGAAAGCUAAAAUAAUUAAACAAAUGUUACUCAGCCAUUUUGCAUGAAUAAUAGAUUAAAAACAGCUUGACUUUGAAAGAGCAUUUCAUGUCUGUUUGAUGGUUUGCGUUCUGGUAAGGUUCAAAAAUGUAAAGCUGCAGUGGGCAUCGUAUCCCUUUACUGUUGCUGUGUAUGGUCCAUUGAUUAUUUUCCAGUCAGGUUGAUCAUUAAAAUAAGUGUAAAUAUCUUUCACAUGCAAUUAUAGUCACAGAGAUCCCCUAAGUUUUAAUUAAUGCUAAAAUUUAAUUUAUGACAUGCAUAAUCUUGCCAUGGGCUGAUGAAUUUUCCCAACAGUUAAAUGGUCCACUGUUGAAGAUCUAAUUAAAGUUUUUACAUUCCUAAAUAUCUGCAAAUCUGAAAAGUUUCUCAUUAAAAUAAAAAAUAAAACAAACACGUACUGACUUUCCUCUGAGCCCAAACAGGAUUUUGUUGACCUAAUUUUAUGUAGAAUAUUUUACAUAUCAAAAUAUCUCAAAACCAGCGGAGACACAAAUCAAUUAUUCAUGUUCCUUUCCAAAAGGCAGAUGAAUAUUUUCAAAAUUGGAUCCGUUUAAGCUCUCGGGGCUACAGCAAAUUAUUUCUGGGACUACAGCUUGUGUACUAUACUGCUAUUCUUCAACUGCCAAAUGCUGCAGCAUAUGGAGCCAAAUUGCCCACGUACCCUGGGGAUCAUUUCCAGCACAAACAUCCUUCUAUAAAUGUUUCAUGCCAAAGUUAUUAAGAAGCACUGAGUGUGCAGAAAAUAUGCUAAACAUUUAACAAACAAAUGUAUUCAUUUUCUCCUUCAGUUGGUCUCAAAGAGUUCACAAUGAGCAGAUUUCGAGCUGUCAAAAUGAUUUCUUGUUUCUCUCCUACAGCUGCCGUGUACUUGUGGUAUUGGCAACCCGGACGAGAUGAUGAUCGACCCCCAGAUCACUGGCUAUGGGUCAAUGGAUAUGAACACAACAGGGACUUAUGGGAUGCCAGAGAACGGCGGACGUCAGGAGCCGAGAAUGUUGGCUCAAGUGGCGCUCAACGACCCACAGAUCACGGGCCAGGUGAAGCCGUCCAGGGGCUACGUGAACAUUUGGAUAGACACCCACGCCAUAGACAAGUACUCCAGGGUUCUGUUUCCUGGAGCGUAUAUCCUCUUUAACAUCAUCUACUGGUCCAUCUACUUGUAACCCAGGAGACGUCCCUUAUGAGACUCUACGAGCUUGGCUUGAUUGUUUUAAAGCAGGAAACUAAAAUUGACUAUGAGGCUUUUCGGACAGACUGCUCAUUAAAUGCAUGGGGACCACUGACAGAUUGGGUACCAUUGCCUUUUUGACCCAGCCACUUAAAACUGAAGAGUAAAGAAAUGAGCUAUGAACAGGAUUGUCUCUCAUUUUGUCACACUUUGUGUUGUUGUGCUGGAACUAUCGUGCCGAUGAUGGACGUUUGGAUUUUGUCGCUGGAGGAGAAAAAAACGCAGACUCGCGUCAUUUUGCAGUUUUAGCAACCUUUCAGUUCCUGUUGCAGUGGCUUAUUGCUAAAUGUGGACUGAAGAGGAAUUUCUUACAUUGCACAUUUCUAGACAGUCUCCCUUCUUGACAAUCAGAGGCAAGCUGAGAAUCUUUAAUGGGAUAGUGUAGAUUAUUUUACAGGUGGGAUGAUUAAUAUACUUGUCAUAUCAGUGUUUGAAGGCACAGAUGGCUGCUGUGUUCAAACACUGUAAAAAAUGGGAGAAACGGCGAGCCUGGUUCUGUCCUGAGGAGAAAAUCGACAUACCGGCACUUUUAAAACCUGUCCUGUGCUGAACUAAAGUAAUCACGCCCUGGCUGUGGCUUCAUGUUUAGCUGACGUCACAGAGGAGAAAGUGUCAUCGCUAUUCUCAUCGAACCUCACCCUUGCUGGGGAAUUAAAGCGAUUUCCCUGAAAACUUGGUACUAUUUCUCUAAAAACUUGAUUAUCAGUCUAUUUUUAAUUCUUGAAGUAUGAAUUUUGCUUUUGCAGCACGUUCAAUGAUUCAGUGUGUUUCAUUUUAUUGUGAUCUUUGUAGCAUCGGUUUUAAUGUGCUGUCAAACUGCCGUGAUUUGAAAAGUUUAAUUUAUCUGAAGCUAAAUAAUGCAGUUGAAUAAAAUGUCAAAAAUGUAAACGCAUGUUGGGAAAAUCUCAACCACUGAUGAUGGUAUUGCUCUUUUAAAUGUCCUUAUUUCUUCUCUCUUUUAAAACAACUAAAGCUCAUCUCCUCUGUUUGGUGUCGUGGGGCUCUGAGGUUGUAAGUUGUUAGUUUUCUCGUCUUUCUCAGCUUAUAGAACUUUCUACUUUGUAAGGUAAAGAUGUCUAAAAAAAUGUCUUGUUGGUCUAUGACAAUUUAAUGGCCAAACAAAACAAUAUUAAACUCUGGAAAUGUUUAAUAUACAUAUAUUAACAUUUAUAUUUUUUCUUUUUUGUUUCUGGAAAUAUGAAGUUAUUUUUUCAUAGAGCUUAGGUGCUGAGCAACACACGUUACUGUACACCUUAACUCUUCUUCAUGUCAUAAAUCUUGCUUGAAGUGACAAACGGGUUACACUCACAAAAAAACACAGACUCUGACAGAUGAAGCAUUUGGCUGAAUUUCUGUGAUAAAUCCUGUACGGUCUUGAUCCCAAAUGGUAAUCCUGUUUCCCUGCUCUCUUAUACAGUAUAUUUAAACAGCGCUGGGGGGCAGCUUUCACACUUAUUACACACUAGAUUGUAAACCACUACGGUCUCUGUUUGUAGCUCUGGUAUCGAGCUGAUUGCGUAUGAAGGUUCAUAUCAAAUAUUACAAACAUGCUCUCGAGUACCAUUAACCAUUCAAAGGCGGCAUAAAAUAUCUUAUAUAUACACUGAAUAUAUAGACAUUUAUUGGUUUGGAUAUCUAUUAUAAUAGGCCAUGAUUGACAUAAGUGUCAAUCAUGUUGAGAAACUGAAACUAACGUCUCCAAGUGCAUCGGACAACUCAAACAGAAAAUAAUCUCCAACAAUCACAACAAACUCUCACAACUUUUUCUUUCAUAAGAUAUUUUAAAAUUUUUGAUUUGUCCCUAGAAGUCGCUUUUAUAUAACAAACUAGCAUGGUGAUAGAAACUGGUAGAGAGCCAAAAUUGCACAGUUUCAUUACAUACAGUGUCCCUCCAAGGCUCUUCAUUGGUAGACAAGAGGUCGAGGAGGGCUGUCACUUGACUUGUCAUCACAGAAAGCUUGUACCAAGAUUAUAUUAUUAUCUCUAGGGGUUUCUAUUCUACUACGCAAACACAGGGUCAAUUCAAAUUUUAAUCUUGUUAUGGCAAUGGAUAAAAUUAAUGGGCCCAGUAACUGUUACGCAGAGAAGAUGAACAGAAACAAAAGAAAAACCACAUGGUGACAUUUCAUCCUCCAAUAGCGAUUUAUUGUUUCAGAAUUUAUUUACAUUAUUAAUGUUAUUUGCUAGACUGAGAAACCGACUGACCAACUUUGUCACAGUUUAAGCUAAUUAUGCUACCAUGACUACAACCCUCUCUGGUCACAUCAUUUAGAUUCGUCACUUAGAUUACAUUAAUCCUCAAUAAAAAUGUUAAGCUAACAUUUAAAA
Molecule: messenger RNA, 15249 nt
Organism: Xyrichtys novacula (pearly razorfish)
Lineage: Eukaryota; Metazoa; Chordata; Actinopteri; Labriformes; Labridae
Source: the annotation of a GenBank genome assembly